Molecule: messenger RNA, 876 nt
Organism: Aspergillus versicolor CBS 583.65
Lineage: Eukaryota; Fungi; Ascomycota; Eurotiomycetes; Eurotiales; Aspergillaceae
Product: basic helix-loop-helix domain-containing protein
Exons: 2
Coding region: 1-876 (291 amino acids)
Molecular function (GO): protein dimerization activity
Source: RefSeq, a predicted model, not a curated record
AUGUCUAACAAUCCCAGCACAUCCAAGUCAAAGGGAAGCAAGAAGCGCGCCCGGCCUCUACCGGCACAUGUCGUCGCACGCAACCUCGCCAUCGAGAAGCGCCGCCGGGGCGAACUGAAUGAAGAUUUCCUGAACCUAGCUCGCCUUGUACCCAGUCUGGCCCAUGUACGGCGCCUCUCAAAGGUGCUAAUUGUCAAUGAAAGCUGUCGGCAUCUCCGAAGACAGCGGGAUAUGUGCAUCUCUGCGGCCCGUGACAUGCAGGAUCUCCUGGCCGACAACAGCCGGCUGGUGGCUGAAGUUAACGCCCUGCGUGCACAAGUUGGGUGCGCGGGCAUAGCGCCUUGCGCCCCCCGAUCCAUCACAGAGCCCAUGACCCAGCUGAUGAGUGUCAAAGAUGAGGUCUACGGCAAAUUUCCCGCCGGAUUUGGAGACAAUUGGGCUUACCAGAGUCCGUCCUCCGGCAGUGAUGAAAACGAGUUCGACGAUCGGGGAAUGGAAAUACCACUCGAUGGCUUUCUCGAACUUCCUCCUCAUUAUGACCCACGGCAGUAUGCACACAACGAGCCUGUAGUACUGGGAAAUGACCUGUCUUGGAAUGGACUUCCUGCAGAAUAUCUGGAUAAUUCUUCGGAUCCAAGUUCGUCUAUCGUCUGUAUGACCGGAGCAUCUAUGUAUCCAGGAAUCACCUUUCCUGUCAGCCAUCCGCGCGACAAUAAUAACCCAUCAGAUGUGCCGGGCCAUCUUGAUAGUUCCGCAGUGGAUCCUAUACAUGCCUCUACUGGAAUUUGGACACCGGGCGUUGACAAUGGAUUAGACUGGUCGUUCGAAUUGAACACAGAGUCAUUCGAUAGUCAAUAUAGACAGGCUGUUUGCUAA